Eruca vesicaria subsp. sativa (arugula) is the source of this 2894-nucleotide messenger RNA. The record is from the annotation of a GenBank genome assembly. Lineage: Eukaryota; Viridiplantae; Streptophyta; Magnoliopsida; Brassicales; Brassicaceae.
UUAAGAUAUGAACUGGGAACGCGAACUCCUCGCGGGAUUAGAAUUGCAAAGCAAUUUUCUCUGCGAAUUCUUAGGGUUUCUGAAUUUGUCUCAAUCGAUUUCUCUCUAGUCAAAGCAAAGCUUCGUCGUUUCUCCAUUUCAUUUGCGUUUAUACGAUCCUCUUCUUUUGUUUGGUUAGCCAUCGACUUAAUACGCUUACGAAGUUCUUCUCCACCUGCAACAUUUAGUAAGGCGGAGGACGAACUAAGAGCGAGAUGGAGAUUUCAGCUCUUUUAACAUCUGCUGGAAUCAAUAUCUCGAUCUGCAUUGUGCUUCUUUCCCUUUAUUCAGUACUUAGGAAACAGCCAGCCAAUUACUGUGUCUAUUUUGGACGAAGGCUUGUUUGUGGAGGUGCUAGACGUUAUGAUCCUUUUUGGUAUGAGAGGUUUGUGCCUUCUCCAAGUUGGUUGGUGAAAGCAUGGGAAACUAGUGAAGAUGAGUUGUUAGCUGCUGCUGGUCUCGAUGCUGUGGUUUUCCUCAGAAUGGUCAUUUUCAGCAUUCGUAUCUUCUUCAUUACUGCUGUUGUUUGCAUUGCUUUUGUGCUGCCUGUUAACUAUUAUGGCCAGCCAAAGAUGCAUAAGGAAAUCCAUUUGGAGUCAUCCGAAGUCUUCACCAUUGAAAAUCUUAAAGAAGGCUCAAAAUGGCUGUGGGUUCAUUGUCUUGCACUGUACAUUAUAACCUCAGCAGCAUGUCUUCUUCUCUACUCUGACUAUAAGACCAUAGCCAAAAUGAGGCUUGGACAUAUUACUGGAUCUGCCUCAAAGCCAAGUCAAUUUACCGUUCUUAUCCGUGCUAUUCCAUGGUCUCCUGACCAAUCUUACAGCGACACACUAAGCAAAUACUUCACAAAUUACUAUUCUUCAAGCUAUAUGUCCCACCAAAUGGUUUACCAUAAUGGCAUCAUUCAGAGACUCCUGCUUGAUGCGGAGCGAAUGUGCCAGAGUCUAAAACAUGUUGCUCCUGAAAUCAAUUGUAAACCGAGUUUGACUCCAUGCACCUUUUGUGGAGGGCCUACAGCCACAAAUUCUUUUCACAUCCUCUCUAAUGAAGGUGACAGUGUGAAAGGAAUGGAGCUUGGUGAGUUAUCUAUGACUACACCAGAGCAAGAACGUCCAGCUGCUUUUGUGUUUUUCAAGACACGCUAUGAUGCUCUUGUUGUUUCAGAGGUUCUACAAUCAUCAAAUCCUAUGUUAUGGGUGACAGACUUAGCUCCAGAACCUCAUGAUGUGUAUUGGAGGAACCUUAACAUACCUUAUCGACAACUUUGGAUACGGAGAAUAGCAACUCUCGUUGGUGCAGUUGCCUUCAUGUUUGUGUUUCUUAUUCCCGUGACCUUCAUUCAAGGGCUGACUCAACUACAGCAACUGUCUCAUGCAUUUCCUUUUCUAAGAGGAAUUUUGAAGGAGAAGUUUAUAAACCAGGUCAUCACAGGGUACUUACCCAGUGUGAUCUUGAUUCUGUUUUUCUAUGCCGUUCCACCAUUGAUGAUGUAUUUUUCAACUUUGGAGGGAAGUAUUGCGAGGAGUAUAAGGAAGAAGAGUGCUUGCAUCAAAGUCUUAUAUUUUACUAUCUGGAAUGUGUUCUUCGUGAAUAUAUUAUCCGGGUCAGUUAUCAGGCAACUGAAUGUUUUUUCUAGUGUCAGAGACAUACCUGCACAACUGGCAAGAGCAGUCCCGACACAGGCUGGCUUCUUUACGACCUAUUGUUUCACAUCUGGUUGGGCCAGUUUGGCAUGUGAAAUAAUGCAACCUAUGGCUCUUAUAUGGAAUCUGGUAGCAAAAGCUAUUUCCAAGAACAAGGAUGAGUCAUACGAGACACUUAGGUUCCCAUACCAUACGGAAAUUCCUCGGCUGCUUUUGUUUGGGCUCCUGGGUUUCACAAACUCAGUCAUAGCGCCACUUAUUCUGCCGUUUUUGCUGAUAUACUUCUUCCUUGCAUACCUGGUAUACAAAAAUCAGAUACUCAACGUGUAUAUUACAAAGUAUGAAAGCGGUGGACAAUACUGGCCUAUCUUUCACAACACAACAAUAUUUUCACUGAUAUUGACACAGAUUAUAGCUUUGGGUUUUUUCGGAUUAAAACUCUCAACGGUUGCUUCGGGUUUCACCAUACCGUUAAUUCUUCUCACUCUGCUUUUUAGUGAGUAUUGCCGGCAUAGAUUUGCGCCCAUUUUCCAUAAACAUCCCGCUCAGGUGCUUAUAGACAUGGACAGAGCUGAUGAAAUGGCUGGAAAGAUGGAAGAUUUACACAAGAAGUUGCAUAGUGUAUACUCACAAAUACCAUUACACUCUCAGAAAUCAUCGAGCAAAGGUGAAUGCAGUACUCCUUUCGCGAAUCAGGAGUUACCAGAUCCUGAGAAACUGAAGCCAGAGGAAGGAGAUGCAAUAGCUAAAGAGUUAUGGGGCUAUCAGGGCAAUGAAUCUGGUCAAGAACAGGAAGACAAGUCCUGUCCCGGUGGUUCUACACCGGAGCAUCGUACCCCCAAAGAUGGUAGAAUUCCACAAACGGAACUAGAACAUUUUCACUAGGUGAAGUAAUUGGUGAUGCUACGUGCUAGUUCAGUCACUUGAACUACAAUACGUCAAAGUGGUAUACGCAGAAGAUUAUUCUGUCAAGGGCUCAGCUCCAAAAGGAGCCAAUGGUAAAUGAGAGUACUCACUCACUGUAAACUGAUAUGGAAUUCAUUUUCUUCAGUUGGAAGUUGGAACUAAACCAGGGAAAUCAUUAAAGCAUGUACAGUCUUCUUGUUAGAAGCGAAGGAUGUAUAUUUUAGUCACUGCAAGAAGAAAUGUAACACUGAAAAAUGUAUAGGUUACUCAAAUUUUCUUGCGAUUUCUCCAAAGAAUGAAGAGCAG